AUGACAGCCAUCAACUCAGCGGCAGUCUUCCAUCCCACCAGGGAUUUCCUACUUUACUCAGCAGCCGUUGGUCUACCUCUCAACUUCAUCCGCUUCAUAAUCAUGGUCCGACCCGCUGCCUUCUUCACCUUUAUCCUCCUCAUCUUCUCAGCCAUCUUUGGCUUCACCAUGAAACGCCUACACCGUCAAGGCGCGCAUCUCAAGUCAACAUUCGCCACGCCCAUCACUGACCCGCUGAACUGUCUCAUUGCCGAUAUCUCGAUGGGUGUCCUCUCUCUUUUAACGCUCAGCUUCACGUGGACGCACAACAGCUGGCAGGAUACUGGGGAGACCUUUCUGGUGGCUUAUGCGUCAACACCGUUGAUGUUCAACAUGUUCCUCCAUUUUUACCUGGCGCUGCUUGUGUUGUUGAGGACGCGCAAGAUGCAGGAUAUUGUUCGGGAACUCAUGGGUGACUUGGUGUCUAGCACGCCUCAUCCUUGCCCGCACUGUCAUGGCAGACCGGAAUUUCACGAUGAUCAUGAUGAGGAGCAGCCGCUGGUGACGCCCCCAGCCGGAGAUCAAGAGGAUACACAUGAGAGCGGAGCUGCUGGCCCUUCGAGCGUCUGGAGCCGUUAA
Molecule: messenger RNA, 618 nt
Organism: Fusarium redolens
Lineage: Eukaryota; Fungi; Ascomycota; Sordariomycetes; Hypocreales; Nectriaceae
Exons: 1
Coding region: 1-618 (205 amino acids)
Source: RefSeq, a predicted model, not a curated record